GUAAUCUAUAUUUAUACAAUUUUGCUUGAAUAUUAAUAUAUAUGGUAAUUGUUGUCACAAGUUAUUAAAAUGAUAACUUAAAGUAUGACUUCUUCAAACUACGUUAAUCAAUAAUACAAAAAUAUAUUUUGUACAUAAAUGAGAUAUAUGUAGUCAUUUUUGUUAAAACUGUAAUUAUUUAAAAUAAAAAAUAAAACAUUUACUUACUAAAAAAAAAAACGAAAUGGUGUUGUACACAGUAUUGCAUGAUUUUGUCAUUUAUGUUGGUACUUUGUACUUGAUAAAUGGUAACACUGGCGUUAUGCAUUUAUGUCCAGUUAGAGAAAACCCUUACUCACUUUCAGCUGAAARGCGCUCAUUUAUUUCAAAACGCUUGGCUGCUAUUAAAGUUCAGAAUAUUUUUGGUUGAAAAAUGUUUUAAGUGUUUUUCUCAAAAUUUAUAAAUCAACGAUCUAUAAAAAUGAAAAUAUGUGUCCUAAUGAUGUACUUUUGGACAACGGCGUAUAGUCAAAAUGGAUAUUCUAACGAAAAACCAUCAGUGGGUAGAAAAUUAUGUCCGCCAAUGGAAAACGUACCGCAGCCCAUUAAUCGAGUCAACACGUCUGCUAUACUUCAUGAGUUGAGAAAUGAAAUGAAGAAAAGAAAUGCACACCAUGGACCACCAAUUGAUGCAUAUAUAGUCCCAGAUACGGACGAACAUCAAAACGAAGAAGUGGCGGAUCACGACAAAAGACUGAAAUACCUGUCGGGAUUCAGUGGCACCGGUGGGGUGGCCGUGGUAACACAGACCAAAGCUGUUUUCUGGACCGAGUGGAUGUACCACAAACAGGCGGACGAAGAACUGUCUUGCGAUUGGCAGCUGUUUGUCCACGGAGAAUCGAAAAGGCUGGACGAAUGGUUGCUGGAUGAGUUCAAACCCAAUUCCAGGGUGGGCGCCGAUCUUAAGCUCAUCUCGAACGGUGACUGGGAGUUUUUGUUUCACGCGCUGGCAAACGAAUCCAUCAGUCUAGUGCCCAUCAACAACAACAUAAUUGAUAUGAUAUGGAUAGACAACCGGCCCGAUUAUCCGACACGCGAAGCUUACGUCUGGCCACUGGAAUACGCAGGCAAGAGAUGGCAAGACAAAUUGGAUGCAACUCGGGAUAAAAUCAAAGCCAUGGGGUGCGACGCUAUGAUUGUGACGGCUCUGGACGAAAUCGCGUGGCUUUUGAAUAUUCGCGGUCAUGACAUACCUUACGGUCCUUUCCUCAAGUCGUACGUCAUCGUAAGCAAGGACCAGCUACACCUGUACACCGAUUCCGUGAAGCUCAGUCCGGACGUUCGGAGACAUCUGCAUACGGACAAUUGUAUUUCAGCCCAUUGCGCUAGGCUUCACGAUUACGAAGCCAUAUGGAUCGAUCUGAGGACGCUGUCGCAGAUUUGGCAAAAAGUGUUAAUACCGUCUGCCACGGAGUUCCACAACGGCGCAAGUAGAUGCAUUUACAUUUUGAUCAAUAUUGAAAAGAGAAAGCAAGCUCCUUCGCCAAUUAUGUACAUGAUGGCAGAAAAGAAUUCCGUCGAAAAGGAAGGAAUGCGACUCUCACACAUUAGAGAUUCAGCGGCUAUGUGUAAUAUAUUGGCCAAGCUUAACGAUCAGUUUAAAAACGGACAGCAACUCACCGAACUUGCCGUGGCCAACAUGGUGGAUAAGUACAGAAAUGAACAAAACUUCAGUCGAGGUGCCAGCUUCCGGUCCAUUGUAGGGUACGGGCCCAACGGGGCUAUACCUCAUUAUACGCCGUCGACAUCGAGCAGCUUGAAACUUGAUCACAUCAGCACAUUGGUCAUUGACAGCGGUUCACAUUACUGGGAUGGAACUACGGACGUGACCAGAACGGUGCAUUUUGGACAGCCAUCAGCCGAACAAAUCGAAGCAUACACGAGGGUGUUGAUGGCGUCUAUUGAUCUUGCGUCGUUCACAUUUCCGUAUAAUUUGAAACUCAAUCAGAUUGACGUAAUUGCCAGAGCACCGCUUUGGGAUUUCAAUUACGAUUACAAUCACGGUACCAGCCAUGGGAUUGGAGUGUUUCUCAAGGUCCACGAACCACCUGUUAAUAUGUAUUACGGACAAAAGACAAGUGACGUAGUGCUCAAGGAAGGAUAUUUCAUAUCUGACGAACCCGGUUAUUAUAAAGAAAAUCAUUUUGGCGUACGUCUAGAAACUAUAUUAGAAGUGAUAACAAAGAACGAAACAAUGGGUCAGUAUUUGACGUUCGUGCCGAUCACUCUAGUGCCGUUUGAACCAAAGCUUAUCGAUUACUACAUGCUGAGCCCAAAACAAGUGCGUUGGCUAAACGAGUACAACGAAAAGAUCCGGAAGAUGGUGGGCACCGAGCUUCUCAAGAACAACAACAGCCGACUGGGCUACGAAUGGAUGAUGGACCGAACGAUGCCGUUGUUUUCGGGAGGAAGUCGGAACGAGGUCUCUUCCUUGGUUGUAGCUGCGCUACUUGUCGCCAUUGCCACCAUCAACCACGUGGCCGUUUAGARUUUCAAAUACCGAUCCCCCUCAAACWUUGUAUUAUUAUUAUUUCUGCGUUAUUAUUAUUUGAAAUCGAUUAGCAAAAUGCGUAAUACAAAAAACGCGUGUGUUGCGUUGACGCCGAUAGACGCCAUUACGCCAAUGACUUAAUACAAUUAAGCUUAUAGGUACAUAAUAAUAAACGUUAAAAAAAUAUUCAAAUAUUCUAAAAUGAUGUUCCGUCGAACGUGUAAUAAAAAUAAAUAUGACAAGAUGCGUAAAAUAUAAGGAGUACGUAUGUCAAACAGCGGUCUUUGAAAAACAAUAAUAUUUAUAA
Messenger RNA from Diuraphis noxia (Russian wheat aphid), 2837 nucleotides. Its product is annotated as xaa-Pro aminopeptidase ApepP-like. Gene Ontology annotation, molecular function: metalloaminopeptidase activity. The record is from RefSeq and is a predicted model, not a curated record. NCBI's taxonomy places the organism in Eukaryota, Metazoa, Arthropoda, Insecta, Hemiptera, Aphididae.